Lotus japonicus is the source of this 1744-nucleotide messenger RNA. Its product is annotated as protein ABSCISIC ACID-INSENSITIVE 5. Gene Ontology annotation, cellular component: nucleus. NCBI's taxonomy places the organism in Eukaryota, Viridiplantae, Streptophyta, Magnoliopsida, Fabales, Fabaceae. The record is from RefSeq and is a predicted model, not a curated record. Bases 263 to 1591 code for a protein of 442 amino acids. The transcript has 5 exons. Gene Ontology annotation, molecular function: DNA-binding transcription factor activity. Gene Ontology annotation, biological process: positive regulation of DNA-templated transcription.
UAAAUUUGCAGGGCAUUGUUCCUUAUAUCGUGAAGUUUGAACGCACACUGUGUAGCUGUGUGGUCACUCAACAGAAACGAUCUUUCUCUUAAAUCCCUAAUCCUUAGUAUCAUAAAUAUAUUUGAAGCUCUAAAAGUUUUCACAUUGAGACUAAAGGAAUUACUUGAUCUGCUUGAUCAAUAAUAGCUAGCAGCCUUGCAUUUUCAGGUGAAACACAAGCAGCACAAGUUUGUUUGUUGCAUUUAGUACAGGAGUAGCAAAAAUGGUGCUGCGUGAGGAUCAGAUGAACUCGCAAGGGGAGGUAGAGUCUGCUCUGCAGCAGAUGGAACAAGAAGCCAACAAGAACAAUCAUCAUCAUCCAAUUAUAUCAUCAUCGCUGGGAAGACAAACAUCUAUUUAUUCCCUCACCCUCGACGAGUUCCAGCACAGCCUCUGCGAGGCCGGCAAGAAUUUCGGCUCCAUGAACAUGGAUGAGUUCCUCAGCAGCAUCUGGAGUGCUGAAGAGAACCAACAGCAUGCCUCUUCCAAUCCUAACCAACACCACUUAAACAACAUUAACAACAACACCAUGUUACAGAGUUCCACUCACAAUCACAGAGGAGGCAGCAAUAGCAUCACCAAGCAACCGAGCCUCCCUCGCCAAAAUUCGCUCUCCAUUCCCGCACCUCUCUGCAGGAAAACAGUGGAUGAAGUUUGGUCUGAGAUUCACAGAGAACAGCAGCAGCAGAAACAGAAUCAAAACAACAACGACAACAACACUGUUCAGAACACUGACUCGGUUCCUCGCCAACCCACCUUUGGGGAGAUGACUCUGGAGGAUUUCUUGGUUAAAGCAGGGAUAGUUCGGGAACCGUGUAAUGCUAAUGCACCAGCUGCUGCAACAUCAGUGUCUCAGCAGCAGCAGCAUUACGGGGUGUACCCGAAUAACAACCCUGCAAUGGCUACUAAUUCUUUUGUUAUUGGUGCUGGAGCUGGAGGAGUAGGGAAUGUAGGGAAUGUGGUUGCGCCACCUUAUUCGGUGGCGGCUCAGGGAGGUGGUGCGGCGAUUGGGGAGGCCUCUGGGUAUGUGGCGAAUGGUGCUAAGAGGGAUAAUGGUGGAUACUCUGUGCCGCCGGCAGCAGGGGUUUGUUUUGGGGGGAGGGUGGGGGUGGUGAAUGGAGGGGCUGGUUAUGGGGUGGCGCCACCGAAUAUGGGGAUGGUUGCUCCGGUGAGUCCGGGUUCUUCUGAUGGGAUGGGAACUGAAAACUCUGGGGGUCAAUUUGGGCUUGACAUGAGUGGUUUGAGAGGAAGGAAGAGGUUGGUUGAUGGUCCUGUGGAGAAGGUUGUGGAGAGAAGGCAGAGGAGGAUGAUCAAGAAUAGAGAGUCAGCAGCCAGAUCUAGAGCCAGAAAACAGGCAUACACAGUUGAAUUAGAAGCUGAACUGAACAUCUUAAGAGAAGAGAACAACCAACUGAAACAGGCCUUGGCUGAGCUUGAGAGGAGGAGAAGGCAACAGUGUUCAGAGGAAGUGAACGUGAGAGUUCAAAGCAAAGCGCAGAAGGCAAAAGAGAAACUGAGAGCGUUGAGAAGAAACAUGAGUUGUUCUUUGUGAAGGGACCAUGUGAAAACAGUGAAAUACUUCACUGGAGCUGGCCACGAUGCCACCAUCUUCUCAUGUGGUGAAAAGAAGAAAUUCCCUGACGCCAAUCAAGAAGGGAAGAAGAGAACAGGAAAACUCAGAACAUGUCAACACCUCUUAAAAGAA